Molecule: messenger RNA, 2532 nt
Organism: Mesoplodon densirostris (Blainville's beaked whale)
Lineage: Eukaryota; Metazoa; Chordata; Mammalia; Artiodactyla; Ziphiidae
Gene: C7
Product: complement C7
Exons: 18
Coding region: 1-2532 (843 amino acids)
Biological process (GO): immune response
Cellular component (GO): membrane attack complex
Molecular function (GO): protein binding
Source: RefSeq, a predicted model, not a curated record
AUGAAGGCAAUAAGUUUAUUCUUCUUGGUGGGAUUUAUAGGAGAGUUCCAAGUUUUUUCAAGUGCCUCCUUGCCAGUCAAUUGCCAGUGGGCUUCCUAUGCCCCUUGGUCAGAAUGCAAUGGUUGUACCAAGACUCAGACUCGCAGGCGGUCAGUUGCUGUUUAUGGGCAGUAUGGCGGCCAUCCCUGUGUUGGAAGUGCUUUUGAACCACAAUCGUGUGAACCUACACGAGGAUGUCCAACAGAAGAGGGAUGUGGAGAACGUUUCAGGUGUUUUUCAGGUCAGUGCAUCAGCAGAUCUUUGGUUUGCAAUGGGGAUUCUGACUGUGAAGAGGACAGUGCUGAUGAAGACAGGUGUGAGGAUGCAGAAAGCAGGCCUUCCUGUGACCUUGAUAAACCUCCUCCCAACAUAGAACUUACUGGACAUGGUUACAAUGCGCUCACUGGCCAGUUUAGGAACAAAGUCCUCAACACUAAAAGUUUUGGUGGUCAAUGCAGAAAGGUGUUUAGCGGGGAUGGGAGAGAUUUCUACAGACUGAGCGGAAAUAUCCUCUCCUAUACAUUCCAGGUGAAAAUAAAUAAUGAUUUUAAUUAUGAAUUUUACAAUAGUACCUGGUCUUAUGUAAAACAUACAUCAACAGAACAUUCAUCAUCUAGUAAAGGACGCUUCCUCUUUUUUAGUUCUUCAUCUUCUUCAUACAGUUCCUCUUCAAAUAUUGAAGAAAUCCAUAAGGAAAAGAGUUAUCAGUUGUUGGUUCUUCAGAACACUGUUGAAGUGGCUCAGUUUAUCAAUAACAAUCCGGACUUUUUACAACUUGCUGAGUCAUUCUGGAAGGAACUCUCCUACCUUCCCUCUCUGUAUGACUACAGCGCCUAUCGAAGACUGAUCGACCAGUAUGGGACACAUUAUCUUCAGUCUGGGUCCUUAGGAGGAGAAUACAAAGUUAUCUUUUAUUUGGACUCAGAAAAAAUCAAACAAAGCGGUCUUAGUUCAGAGCAGAAGAAGAAAUGUGCUUCCUCACAUAUCAAUUUUUUGUUUAAAUCAUCAGAGCACAAAUGCAAGGAGAUGGAAGAGACCUUAAAAUUGGUUUCAGGAACUCAGGGCAAUGUGUUACGAGGGGUCCCAUUUGUCAGAGGGGGACGUCCUGGCCUUGUGUCUGGCCUUAGUCACCUGGAACUGGACAAUCCUGCUGGAAACAAAUGGAGAUAUUCUCGCUGGGCAGGAUCUGUGACUGAACUUCCCCAAAUCAUAAAACAAAAGCUGACACCUUUGUAUGAGCUGGUAAAGGAAGUACCCUGUGCCUCUGUGAAAAGGCUAUACCUGAAACGGGCCAUUGAGGAAUAUCUCGAUGAAUUUGACCCCUGUCAUUGCCGGCCUUGUCAAAAUGGUGGCAUGGCCACUGUUAAGGGGACCCAGUGUCAGUGCCAUUGCAAACCAUACACGUUUGGUGUGGCGUGUGAACAAGGAGCCCUCGUAGGGGAUCAAGCAGGAGGGGUUGAUGGAGGGUGGAGCUGCUGGUCCUCUUGGGGCCUCUGUGUUCAAGGGAAGAAAACAAGGAGACGAGAAUGCAAUAACCCACCUCCCAGUGAGGGUGGGAAAUCCUGCAUUGGAGAAACGUCAGAAACCAGACAAUGCGAAGACCAGGACUUGGAGCAUUUGCGAUUGCUUGAACCACAUUGUUUUCCUUUGUCUUUGGUUCCAACAGAAUUCUGUCCAUCACCUCCUGCCUUGAAAGACGGAUAUGUUCAAGAUGAAGGUGCCAUGUUUCCUGUUGGGAAAAACAUAGUGUAUACUUGCAAUGAAGGAUACUCUCUUGUUGGAGACCCUGUUGCCAGAUGUGGAGAAAAUUUACAGUGGCUUGUUGGGAAAAUGCAUUGUCAGAAAAUUGCCUGUGUUCUACCUGCACUGAUGGAUGGCAUACAGAGUCAUCCCCACAAACCUUUCUACACCAUUGGUGAGAAGGUGACCUUUUCCUGUUCAGGUGGCAGGUCAUUAGAAGGUCCUUCGACAUUUCUCUGCGGAUCCAGCCUUAAGUGGAGCCCUGAGAUGAAGAACGCCCAGUGUGUGCAGAAAGAUGCCCCUUUGGCACCGGAAGCGCCUGAAUGUCAGCGCUGGGAGAAACUGCAGAAUUCAAGAUGUGUUUGUAAAAUGCCUUAUGAAUGUGGAUCCUCCUUGGAUGUGUGUGCUCGAGAUGAGAGAAGCAAAAGGAUACUGCCUCUGACAGUCUGCAAGAUGCAUGUUCUCCAAUGUCAGGGUAGAAAUUACACUGUUGCUGGUAGGGAGAGCUGUACUCUACCUGCCUCAGCUGAGAAAGCUUGCGGUGUGUGUCCACUAUGGGGAAAAUGUGAUGCCCAGAGCAGCAAAUGUGUCUGCAGAGCCGCCUCGGAGUGCGAAGAAACAGGGUUCAGCGUCUGCGUGGAGGCGAAUGGCAGCGAGCGGACGAUGACAGAGUGUGAGGCCGGCGUCCUGAGAUGCCGAGGGCAGAGCAUCUCCGUCACCAGCAUCCGGCCCUGCGCCACCGAGGCCCCGUAG